GGUUGAGUUAGAGGAGACGGACCAAAAAGAAGGCCAUGAAUUUGAAGAAGCUCGAAACAUAAUAACAGAUGUUGCGAAGCUGUUUGAAUCUUCUGAAGUUUAAAUACAUUGUCUUGUCCAUUACACUUUGCUAGGCUUACUGCCUGAUGAGCUUUUAUUGUGCAAUGUGUGGGUACAUUCUUGUGUUUUAUAACACCAGAAGGGGUCUAGAGCUCAUAUGUUUAUCACUAAACUGAGGGAUCCAAAAUCAGAAUUGAACUUUUGAGUUUAAUGAUGUCUUGAGUUUGUUUCUUCGCGAUUGUGUGAAUCUUUUGCGCUCGGCUUGAUGGUCAAUGAAGUGACCCAUUUUCUUCUUUUCUUUCAA
This is a messenger RNA of Capsicum annuum, 364 nucleotides long. Its product is annotated as tubulin-folding cofactor A. Gene Ontology annotation, cellular component: microtubule cytoskeleton; cytosol. Gene Ontology annotation, biological process: tubulin complex assembly; post-chaperonin tubulin folding pathway. Lineage: Eukaryota; Viridiplantae; Streptophyta; Magnoliopsida; Solanales; Solanaceae. The record is from RefSeq and is a predicted model, not a curated record. Gene Ontology annotation, molecular function: beta-tubulin binding.